Protopolystoma xenopodis is the source of this 281-nucleotide messenger RNA. NCBI's taxonomy places the organism in Eukaryota, Metazoa, Platyhelminthes, Monogenea, Polystomatidea, Polystomatidae. The record is from the annotation of a GenBank genome assembly.
CGCAGGGACCAUGCGCUCCCGUCCCUUUGCAGCGCCACGCCACUGAAUACAUUCUCGCCAUGGCAACCCGAGCCGUUUGCCCAUGGUCUGACAGUAACGCGUCUGGGAGGUCAGGAUCGGAUCAGAUCAGAGACAGUUCGAGCUUACGGAGAAGUAGGGGAAAAACGCACAAGAAGUUGCAGGCACGACGACAUCGAAGGUGUUCAAGCUACUUCCAGCCCCUUUGGCGUGAGAGCUUGCGCCACCAAAGCCGAGCUAGGAUAGCAGAGAAAGGGGAGUAG